Molecule: messenger RNA, 2057 nt
Organism: Mus caroli (Ryukyu mouse)
Lineage: Eukaryota; Metazoa; Chordata; Mammalia; Rodentia; Muridae
Gene: Tspan10
Product: tetraspanin 10
Cellular component (GO): plasma membrane
Source: RefSeq, a predicted model, not a curated record
CACUGGAGGAGGAGCUUGUAGCUCUCCAGCUCUGGCUUGUACAGUUCACAGAGAAGCCAAGGGACACCGGGACACCGUUAUUUUAGGACUGUAACCUGUUCAGAGAGACACCUGCCACUGCUCUCCCUGGUUUUCUAUAAUUGUGUGGAUGAUGAAGGAAGAAGAAUGCAGCCCCUUGCUGUCUCAGGACACCGCUGGCCGAGAGCACCCACUCACCAGGAAUAGUCCACCUACCGCAAAUAUUCCACGUCCAGCACCCUGGGAGAAUCAGAAAGGGUCCUGGGACUGCAGGUGCUGUCCUGGAGCAAAGCGCCAGGCCUGGAGGGAAGGCCAGGCCUCCUCCCUCCCACUUUCCACAGGGAGCAACUGUGUCAAGUAUCUGAUUUUCCUCUCUAACUUCCUCUUCUCCUUGCCGUCUCUGCUGGCCCUAGCUGCAGGGCUCUGGGGCCUGACUGUUAAAAGGUCUCAGGGGAUUGGCUGGGGUGGACCCGUGCCGACAGACCCUAUGCUGAUGCUGGUGCUGGGAGGCCUGGUGGUCAGCGUGGUGAGCCUGUCUGGAUGUCUAGGUGCUUUCUGUGAGAACAGCUGCCUGUUGCACUGGUACUGUGGGGCUGUCCUCUUUUGUCUGGCACUGGAAGCCCUGGCAGGGGUUCUCAUGGUAACCUUCUGGAAGCCACUGCAGGAUAGCCUGAAGUAUACACUUCAUGCAGCCAUCAUUCACUACUGGGAUGACCCAGACCUGCACUUCCUCCUCGACCAAGUCCAGCUGGGGCUGCAAUGCUGUGGGGCAGUAUCCUACCAGGACUGGCAACAGAACCUGUACUUUAACUGCAGCUCUCCCGGGGUGCAAGCCUGCAGCCUUCCAGCAUCCUGCUGCAUCAACCCCCAGGAAGACGGAGCUGUAGUGAAUACCCAAUGUGGUUUCGGAGCACUGCACCUGGACCAGAAUGUGGCUGGACAAGUAGUAUUCCUGCAGGGCUGCUGGCCUGCGCUGCAAGAAUGGCUGCGGGGGAAUACUGGUGCCAUAGGUGACUGUGCUGUGGCCGUUGUCAUGAUCCAAGGGACUGAACUCCUGUUGGCUGCCUGCCUGCUAAGGGCCCUGGCUGUCCACAAGGCAGCAGAGGACAUAGAACCAGGCCCCGUGUGAGCUGCUAGCACUACCCUCCCCAGCGAACAGAUCUGAGAAGACUGCACUGCAGAGUUCCAAGCUUCUCCUCACCAUCCAGGGAAGGUGACAGGGCUUCCUCUCCUGGCCCUGGCUUCUUUGCUACAUCUGAUAUCAGUCCCCAUGACUCGCCUAGACAGCCUUUGUGCUGCUCCAAUCUCACAAUUUCACUCCUGACUCCUCAGGACCCAGCUAAGCCCAUGGCUGUCUUUUGCAAAGGCCACCCUGGCAGUCUGUGUCGCACAUACCUGCCUUGUGUCCCGCUACAUGGCAGGAGCAGCCAGGGCUGGGGUCUUCUGGUUCCAGCCUCACCCACCUUCCCUGAUCUGUCUCACACUGACUAGCUUUGGGUCCCCAUUUCAUCACUACUAGCUUCUCAUGGGCCUCCUCUUGCUUGCUGGUCUUUGGUAAGAAUUAGGGUAAUGCCCAGGCUAUACCCUGUGGAAAAUUUUUCAGGGAAAAGAAAGACUUUGCUUAUUGGUGUGUGCAUUCUUAUUUGUAUAGUAAACUACAGAUCUCACAAUGACUGGGACUGUCUUUCCAAAAUCAAAAUGGAGACAAUUCCUAGUUUCCCAGCUAGGGCUGACUGCUUGCAGAAGGCAACACAGCUCUGGUUUUAUCUGUAGAGCUUACAUGCUCAGUUUAUGGCUGUCUCAUAAGUGGGGUCUUUUUUCUUUUCUUUCUAUUCUUUUUUUUUUUUUUUGGACAGAGCCUCAGGUAUCGAAGGAAGGCUAGCCUUGGACUCCCUACAUAGCUCAGGAUGAUCUAUCUUCAGCACUCUCCUGCCUCCAGCUCUCCAGUGCUCAGAUUACAAGUGUGUACCACCAUGCCCAGCACAGCGGAUCCUUCUGAGAGUCAUUUUCUGGUCAUGCCCAAAGAAUAAACAUUUACC